UUUCCGACCAUCACCAGAACCAUUCGCUCUUUGCAUAUCGCCAAACCAAUUCGAAUCUUCUGCCAUUUUCUCGCUUAUAGUGUCUACUCAACGACUGCUCUCUCUCUCUUUCUCUCUGACGGACAUACAUCAAUCAUCUGCUAAUAAUGGACUCCACAACCCUAGCUCUCCCCUCCCACUUUCCUGCUAUGCGGAUCCCUCGUCACAGACGAUCAAUCUCGCCUCUAACAUUCUUUAACCAGUUUUCUCCUUCUUCCUCGUCUUGUUCUUGUUCUUCUCUUUCGCCUUCCACUGUAAUCGUUUCCUUUGGAACAUGUAAUAGUCGACGCUUCAGAACUGCUUGUGUUGGCCCUCCUGAACAAGAUAUCGCCGACAAGCCUAAUCGUGCGAUUGACAAUGACGAGGACUUCGUUUCAGUUACUUCCGUCCAGCUAGAAACCAUCGAGGAUGUUCCUUUGGUAGGAGCGGAGAAUUUUGGUGCGGACAAGAGCAUCUGGACACAGAUGAAGGAGAUCGUCAUGUUUGCAGGCCCUGCAACUGGGCUCUGGAUAAGUGGCCCCCUGAUGAGUCUCAUUGAUACUGCAGUUAUUGGCCAAGGGAGCUCAGUGGAGCUUGCUGCCUUAGGACCAGGCACCGUGGUUUGUGAUUAUCUGAGUUACGCCUUCAUGUUCCUGUCCAUAUCCACUUCCAAUAUGAUAGCCACGUCCCUCGCUAAAGAGGAUAUAAAUGAAGUACAACAUCAGAUAUCCAUCUUGCUGUUUGUUGCUUUAGCUUGUGGUGUGGGAAUGCUUUUCUUCACGAAAUUUCUAGGCGCAAGGAUACUAACUGCUUUCACUGGGCCAAAGAAUAUGCAUUUAGUACCUGCUGCAAACACAUAUGUUCAGAUUCGAGGCUUAGCCUGGCCAGCGAUUCUUGUCGGAUGGGUUGCUCAAAGUGCCAGUCUAGGCAUGAAAGAUUCUUGGGGACCUUUGAAGGCUUUGGCAGUUGCUAGUGCUGUAAAUGGCAUUGGUGAUAUCAUCUUAUGCUGUUUCUUCGGAUAUGGUAUUGCUGGUGCAGCUUGGGCAACAAUGGUUUCACAGGUUAUUGCAGCGUUUAUGAUGAUUGGAACUCUGAACAAGAAAGGCUAUAAUGCUUUCUCUUUAUCCAUCCCAUCACCCAAGGAACUAGUACAAAUACUGGAGUUAGCUGGUCCAGUGUUCAUAACAAUGAUAUCAAAGGUGGCCUUUUACUCUCUUCUUGCAUAUUUUGCUACUUCUAUGGGCACAAACACUAUUGCAGCCCAUCAGGUCAUGGUUCAGGUUUACUGCAUGUGUACUGUAUGGGGGGAGCCCCUUUCUCAAACUGCACAGUCAUUUAUGCCUGAGUUGAUGUAUGGAGUUAAUCGUAGUUUGGAAAAGGCAAGGAUGUUACUGAAGUCACUUGUGAUUAUUGGAGCCUUAACUGGAUUUAUAUUAGGAACUGUUGGGGCAUCUAUCCCUUGGUUGUUCCCUUUCCUUUUCACAGCUGAUCAUGAGGUCAUUGGAGAGAUGCACAAAGUGUUGCUUCCUUACUUCGUUGCAUUAUUGGUGACACCUUCUAUGUGUAGCCUUGAAGGGACAUUGUUGGCUGGCCGGGAUCUUAGGUUUCUAAGUUUAUCAAUGAGUGGGUGUUUUACUUUGGGUGGCCUUCUGUUAGUGCUUGUGAACAGUAGAGGGUGUGGUCUGCCAGGCUGCUGGUGGGGACUUGCAGGAUUUCAAUGGGCUCGAUUCUGCCUUGCUCUGCAACGGCUUGCUUCACCUCAUGGCAUACUAUACUCGGAAGAAUUCAACCAACAUAAACUGGAAAUUUUGAAAGCUGCAUAGUUAUCCAUUUCUAUCCAUUUGAAGUUUGAUAAUGUUAUUCGCUCAUUCGAUUAAAGGUAUGUAUCGAAGUUAACAUUCUUGCUUUUGGACUAUAAUUGGAGAUUACAGGAGCACCCCAAUGCCAUUGUUCAAGCUGCCAAAAGGUUUGUGAUGGUCAUUAAUAUCAGCAUCCUUAUCCUUAGAAGUCUCAAAGAGGCUUGUGCCACAACUGUAUGAAUUGUCUUAUGUUUUGCUGAUAUUGAAAGUAGUUGUUCCAUUAUUCAUUGUUAACUGUACAAGUAUGUAAUUAGAAGAAAACUGUUCCUUCUUUAAUUUUGGCUG
Molecule: messenger RNA, 2162 nt
Organism: Telopea speciosissima
Lineage: Eukaryota; Viridiplantae; Streptophyta; Magnoliopsida; Proteales; Proteaceae
Product: protein DETOXIFICATION 46, chloroplastic-like
Exons: 14
Coding region: 147-1841 (564 amino acids)
Biological process (GO): transmembrane transport
Cellular component (GO): membrane
Molecular function (GO): antiporter activity; xenobiotic transmembrane transporter activity
Source: RefSeq, a predicted model, not a curated record